AUCCUGAGAGCCGGGUCUGCCUCAGGAGGGCGGGGAGCCAGGAGGAAGGCAGCUACAUAAAUGCCAACUACAUCACGGGCUACGCGGGGCGGCCCCAGGAAUACAUUGCCACCCAGGGACCCAUGCUGAACACCGUGACUGACUUCUGGGAGAUGGUGUGGCAGGAGGAGGCUCCCCUCAUCAUCAUGAUAACCGAGCUCCAGGAGCGCAAAGAGAAAUGUGUCCACUACUGGCCUGAAAAGGAGGGCAUCUACGGCCCCUUCACCAUCCGCGCGCAGCGGGUGAGCGAGGGCGUGGAGUACGUGGUCCGGGAUCUCUCCAUCCAGCUUGAAGGUGAAUGCCGCCAGGUCAAACACAUCCUCUUCCCUUCCUGGCCGGACCAGCAGACACCCGAGUCAGCCAAGCCCCUGCUGCACUUGGUGUCCAAGGUGGAGGAGACUCUGCAGGCUGCAGCCAGCCUAGGGCCCAUCGUCGUGCACUGCAGCGCAGGCAUCGGCCGGACAGGCUGCUUCAUCGCCACCAGGAUCGGGUGCCAGCAGCUGAAGGACAAGGGCGAGGUGGAUAUCCUGGGAAUCGUGUGCCGUCUCCGCAUCGACAGAGGUGGAAUGAUCCAGACGAGCGAGCAGUACCAGUUCCUCCAUCACACACUAGCUCUCUACGCUUCCCAGCUGCCAGAGGCAGGAGGCCACUAGCACACCGCCGGCUCCCU
Messenger RNA from Apaloderma vittatum (bar-tailed trogon), 709 nucleotides. It is a transcript of the gene PTPN7, whose product is annotated as protein tyrosine phosphatase, non-receptor type 7. The transcript is spliced from 6 exons. NCBI's taxonomy places the organism in Eukaryota, Metazoa, Chordata, Aves, Trogoniformes, Trogonidae. Gene Ontology annotation, molecular function: protein tyrosine phosphatase activity. Gene Ontology annotation, biological process: protein dephosphorylation. The record is from RefSeq and is a predicted model, not a curated record. The annotation marks the transcript as partial.